AUGAUGUACGGAACAACGAAUGCAUGUGGCAGCUGAAUGUUGGGCAGUGAAAAAGAAAGAGGAACAACGAAUGCAUGUGGCGGAAAUGAGAAUGCUUAGAUGGAUGAGUGAAGUGACAAAGAAGGAUAAAAUUAGAAAUGAGUAUAUUAGGGGAAGUCUAGGUGUGGCACCAAUUGAUGCCAAAAUGAGAGAUCAUAGGUUGAGAUGGUUUGGUCAUGUUCAACGUCGAGAAGUUAAUCACCCAAUACGAAGAAUUGGUGAAGUGCAGAUUCCUGGAAGGAGUACGAGAGGAAGACCAAAGAAGACGUGGGGGGAGACGAUUAGGCAGGACAUGUUGGUAAAGGGGCUUGACAUUGAUAUGACCCAAGAUAGAAUUGUGUGGAGAAAUGCAAUUAGGGAAGCCGACCCCGCAUAGGGAUAAGGCAAAGAGAAUGAU
Diabrotica virgifera virgifera (western corn rootworm) is the source of this 436-nucleotide messenger RNA. RefSeq lists its product as uncharacterized. The coding region runs from base 20 to 415 and encodes 131 amino acids. The record is from RefSeq and is a predicted model, not a curated record. The transcript is spliced from 2 exons. Lineage: Eukaryota; Metazoa; Arthropoda; Insecta; Coleoptera; Chrysomelidae.